GUCACGUGGCUUAGACGCCGCUGGACGGUCUCUGAGGCGGCCGGAACCCGGUAGGGUGCGGUUUCCGUCUUUGGGCAUCUGUAGCCAGCGCCGGUCCUGUUCUGCGUGCUUUCCGUCCCAAGCCGUUCUUAGCUUCCCUCAGUAGCCGCGGCUCCACACACUCUCUGUGAUUCGCGCCCUUGGUUGGGGACCCUGUCCCCUCAGUCCUCACUGCCCUGCCCCCUCCCACUCUCUAAAAUGUCUCAUAGUCUCCAGAGCGCCUUUCUGAGAACCGCAGGGGAAAAUUCAGACUCAGGCUCGCACUGUGUUUCAGGCUGCAUGUACCAAGUAGUUCCUACAAUUGGCACGGAUGGAAAAAAUCUUCUGCAAUUGCUUCCAGUUCCUAAAUCUUCUGGAAAUCUUAUCCCGGUAGUUCAACCUCCAGUCAUAGCUCAUGCUUUGAAAGGGAAUACAGGAAAACCAGUUCAAGUUACUUUUCAAACUCAGAUUUCCAGCUCUUCCACAAGUACAUCAGCUCAGUUGCCUGUUUUUCAGCCAACCAAUACUACAAACUGUUUUCUUACAGGAACAGUAGAGACAUCAGGAAAAGGUAGAGUUAAUUCUAUGGAGACUGGAAGUUUUAUGCCACCAGUUUCUAAAGUUGAGAGUCAUGGUAUGAAAAUUGAUGGACUCACCAUGCAAACAUUUGAUAUUCCUCUCUCAACACAAAAUGAUUCAUCUUAUUUUAUAGUCAAUACCCCAAGUCUCCCGGUGAAGGUGAAUUCUUCAAUUUUGCCUUCUGGGCAUCAUUUACAGAUUCCAGCCGAUGCUCAAGUGAAAUUCUUACCUGCAUCAUCUUUGCAUCCUUCAGUUCAACAAAACAUGCUUGGAAUUGCAACCACAAGUACCUCAGGAACAGUUGGGGCCUCCCAAAUACCAACAGUUAAUUAUAUAUCUCCUGUACAUUCAGUGAAAAACAAAGUUACCAGAAACUAUCAAAAUAUUUACCCCAAACCAGUGAUAUUAAAUACCUCACAAAUUCUACCAAAUGUUCCUACAGAGACACAGUUAAAAGGUGGUCAGCAGUCUCAAGGUGCUCCAGUGAAAUGGAAUUUUCAAAAGAAUCUACAGCCUCAUAUUCCUUCUCUUGUUCCUGUUAAGUCUUCAAAUAAUGUGGUGUCAAAGAUUUUUAAAACUUUGGUGGGUAGAAACAACUCGGGAUGUAAUACUAUAGAUACACCCCUGUUAAGUACCAGCAGUUCUAGUGGGACACAAUCUGUAAGUGUGCCUAUUAGAGAUAAUACUUUGAUAAUGUUUAAAGGGAAAGUCUAUCUGUUGGCUAAAAAGGGAACACAUGGUCUGCCAUCACCAAAUGACCAAGAGAAUUCUGUUUCUUCUGAUACUGCACUAAGAAAAGAUUCAUCACAAAUAGUAAGUUCAAGCCUAACCAAGGAACUAUCCAGGGAGGUUAUAAAUAGUGUUUUGGUUAAAAGUAAAUCUUUCCAGUUGAAAACAAAAUCACUUUCAAAUUCCCAGCUUGCUUCCAUGGCCAAUCUAAGAGCAGAGAAGAAUGAAAAAGUGGAGAGACCAUCUUUUACUAUCACAAAGCCACAUACUAUGAACCAAUCCACUAACUGCCUUAAACAGCCUAAGACUGCAUUUACAAACCCAGUUUUUCCACAUGGAUUUAGGACAGGACACAGUGCCCCCAGAAAAGGAACUCUCAUCCAGAGCAUAGAGAAAAUGUCUUCCUCUGUUGAUGCAGCAACUGUUACUUCUCAACAGUGUGUUUUCAGAGACCAAGACUCACAGACCCAGUAUGAGAUGGCAUCAAUAUUUAAAAAGGAAGAGAGAAGUAACAAGACAUACUCUGAAGAAAGCAACGCUAAAACAUCAUAUCUGAAGAAUGAUGCUGAACUUAAAAAAAUGUUUGGUCUCACUAAAGAUUUAAGAGUGUGUCUUACUCGAAUUCCUGACCAUCUGGGUUCUGGAAAAGGUUUUGAUUCCUUUAGCAGUUUGGUGAUGAGUAGUUCUUACAAAGAUGCAGAGUCUAUGGUAAAGGAAGAAGAAAGAAAACAGAAUUUUUCUAAGAAAAGGAAAGCAAAAGCCAUUAAGAAGAUGGAUUACACAAAAAGGAGAAAAAUCGAGUGUGUUAGUGGCACGGUCAUGAAUGGAACUGAUGUUGCUAGUUCCCAGCUCCUUGGUAGUGUUUUACCAGCAUCAGAUGUAUCACAACAGAACGUUAUCACAAGCCAUAACACAGCUGGAGAAGACAGGAGAACUGAGGCGGAAAGCUGCUGCCCUGAGAAGCAGGAAAAGGGGACAUUCAGUUCAAGCACAUCUUUUGAACAAAGUAGUUAUUUUAGUAAAAACUAUACUGAAAGUAUUUUUCCAAUGACACCACCAGAAUUAGAAGAAACCAUCAGAGAUGAAAAAAUAAGAAGACUUAAACAGAUUCUAAAAGAAAAAGAAGCAGCUCUUGAAGAAAUGCGUAAGAAGAUGCACCCAAAAAAUUAAAAUGUCUAGGAUUUAAAGACAUAUUACUACAGUCGUUCUCUCUUUCCUGCCAUGAAUAUAGUCAAGAUCCCCAGUGGAUGCCUGAAGCUGGAGUUGAUACCAAAUUCUUUAUAGAUCCACUGUAAAGUCAUGACUUUUUUGACAACUAAACAUCUACGUAGAUGAAUUCAGUAGGCAAGUACAGUGCGGAUACAAAGAGUGAAGAGAGUAACCGAUAGCCUCAAUAUAACACUAGGGAGUUUUUGUCAUGCUACUCAGAAUGCCAUAUAAUUUAAAAGUUAUGAAUAUAUUCUUUCUGGAGUUUCUCAUUGAUAUUUAGACAACAGUUUAUCAUGGGUAACUGAAAACAGAAAGGCAACUGAAGGUUAUAAGACUGCCAUGUUACUUGUAAAGGCAUUCUGUAAGUGUCUUUGUAUAUAAAACUUAAGAGUACCGAAAAGGUUGAGUCGUAAAACUUCUUAAUAAUUUACAGGAAAUAUUUUGACUGACUUGUUUUGGAAGGAAAGUUUUGGUUU
Molecule: messenger RNA, 3011 nt
Organism: Acomys russatus (golden spiny mouse)
Lineage: Eukaryota; Metazoa; Chordata; Mammalia; Rodentia; Muridae
Gene: Lrif1
Product: ligand dependent nuclear receptor interacting factor 1
Exons: 4
Coding region: 238-2496 (752 amino acids)
Biological process (GO): regulation of DNA-templated transcription
Molecular function (GO): nuclear retinoic acid receptor binding
Source: RefSeq, a predicted model, not a curated record